AUGGCCACCCGUCCGCAGCUCUCAGUAGCCAUCCCCCAGACACAGGCAGACCACCAGGCCGAAGAAGCCGCCCUCGACUCCUACACGCCCUCGGCGUACCUCUACUCGGCCCAUGGUCCUGCCUUUGGCAUCCAGCUCUGCUCCUGCCCCAUCUGCGUCUACGUCGGUGCUGCCGAGUGGGCAUCGGCUGCUGCUCACGAUGAUGGCCAUGACGAUGAUGGUGGUGAUGAUGGGGGUGAGGGCCCUUCGGAAGGUUAUGCGAUUGUGCGCGAUGCGGCGGCAGAGGUGGCGCGAAAUGCAGCCGACAAUGGUGGCGGCGAGUGGGGUUACGGCGAUGGCAGUGGCGAGUAUGUUGACGACGACGACGGAUGGGCCGUCGACGAGCUGUACAUCUCGCCAACAACUGAAAAGGCCUUCUCGCAGGCGCUCGAGUGGGAGACGUCGCGAUCAAAGGCUUCGCAUCCGCGCGGGGCUGGGCGCAAGAAGCGGGAGCCCAAGCGGCGACAAAACGAGCGGUAUGACGAGAAUCUAGGCCGAGUCAUCCACACCAAGAAGACCAAGAUCAAGGCGUCGGUGUACGCCAAGGCCGAGGCCACUCGUGCUGCUAUUGUCGAGCAGAACGAGCGCCGCAAGAACAACGCCCGCCUCCGACUCGGCCUGCUCAUCUCGGCCGCCGGCCUCGAGCCAUCGUUCGCCGCCGCCGCUGCCGCUGCCGCGGAUACACCGCGGUACCACGCGCCGUCGCGGCCUACGCGAUCGCGGCAGCAGCGGCAUCAGCGGCAGCAGCGGCAGCAGCCACCGCAGCCGGUCGCCGCCUCGCGGCACGACUACACUCGCCAGCUGAUGGAGGAUCUGGGAGUGGAGGAGCGACUGGCGCGUCUGCUGUUCGAGCUGCAAACACGCGACGCCACGCCCGAGGACUACGAGCUGCUGCUCGAGCUGGACGAGACUGUCGAGGCGCGGACGCUCGACGCCGCCACGGUCGACGUUCUCCCGACGCUCACGGUGGGGUCCGGGCCGGGCGAGUACGAUCCGGUGGCCGACGCCGACGCGCUCUGCCCGGUCUGCAUGUUCGAGUACGAGGCCGGCGAGUCGGUGCGGCAGCUGCCGUGCGGACACGCCUUCCACGUCGAGUGCAUCGACGAGUGGCUGCGGAACCACGCACGGACGUGUCCAGUUGACCGGACCGAGCUCGACCAGUGAGGAGCAGCCGGUACUGGCAGCGGUUGUUUAUCACAAGCCCAGCAAAGGGCUACUUGUGCUGCGACGACGGCGAUGGUGACGGCGACGGGGUCGACGCUGCGGCGUCCGAGUUGCGACGCGACACCGCGGCCGACGACGACUUGAUGCUCUCGAGGGCUACGAGGAGGCGACGCGAGAUCUCGAAAAAGGCAAACGAGGUCCCACGGCGGCGCAUAAAGUCGAGGACGUAGACGCGA
Molecule: messenger RNA, 1439 nt
Organism: Thecamonas trahens ATCC 50062
Lineage: Eukaryota; Apusomonadida; Apusomonadidae
Exons: 2
Coding region: 1-1203 (400 amino acids)
Source: RefSeq, a predicted model, not a curated record